GUAUAUAUUUAUACAGUGUGGUUUUCUCACGCUGCACUUAAUGUGAAUGAAAUGGGAACAUGUUCAAGGGCAGUGAUUUAGUGUUCCACAUUCCCUCAUUAGAUAUAGAGCAUGUUUAUUAUGAUUUAAUUCUUAAUUUGUUUACAUUCUAGGCCCUUUAUGGUGACCUAGUGGGAUUUUGGGUUCUUUAAAAAAACAACACUUUGGAUUAUACAGAGAAGAGACAUCAAAGAAAAAAGACUUAAAGGAGAAGAAGGUUGAGAGUAAUGAAAACUGAGUUUGUGGACAGUGUUGUGGAAUGGGAGCGAGGGAAUCAGAUUUGGAUAAGAGAAAGGGACAUGUCUUUUAGGGAGAGGAGAAUGAUGGAUAUAAAUUCAAAUAAAUAUUAGUUUUUCCUGUUUGGAAACUGGUUUAUUUGUAAAGGCCAACCCAUAUUGUCAACUUUUGAGUCAUUUGAAAGAUUCUUGAUUUUGACUUGAGUUGAAUAUAGUAUGUUUAUUCUUUUUAAGUGGUAACUUGAUUUUUUAAAAAUGUCUCAAUGACAAACUUAAUGAGUGUCUUGUCUUUCACUGACUUUCUCAUUGUAAUAAAAAUUGGUUUAUUGAGUUUUUCAUAGGUGCUUCUUAAGUUUCUGUUAAGCUUUGUUAAAAUACAUUGGUUUAAAUGGCCUUUAGUUUUAAAGUUGAUAAGCAGACAAAGACCCAAGUUUAUCUAGCCCCAAUUGUCCUCAGUAAAGCUGUGCUUAAGUGAUUUGUCUGAAGCCAUUUAGCCACUUAGUAAUAGAGGUAAAGCAGGAAUGUUAGUUUGAUUCUUAGGGCAAUGCUUAUGCCAACUGCCUUGCUUUCCUAAUUGAGUACACUGGAGUCUGAAUUCAGCACACAUUUUUCUAUGUGCUUUUGGCCCAUGAGCAUCUCAUAAGAAUUUCAAAACUAGACUUACUAGCUUCCUUAAUGGUCAUUCAAGAAAUAUUUCUCAAGUGUCUAUUGUAUGACAGUCACGAUUUCAGAUUUUGAUGAUUAACAAGUUCUUAGGCCUCAAGAAUGAGAAAUGCAGAAAAUAAAUAUGCAGAAAUAACUAGUUUUGUAUAGUUAUAAAUGCUAUCAAGAAAACAGAAAUAGAGUAUGGCAGCAGGAUUAUCUGCUUGAGACAGAAAAUCAGGGAAGGUUUCUAUGAGGAAGUGACACUUAAGCUGAGACCUGUGGUAAGCAGAGCCAGCCAUGUCAAGUUUUAGGGUUAAAGCAUUUCAAGCAGAAGCCCUAAGCUUGAAUGAACUUGGCAUGGUGAUGAAUGGAAAGAGGGUGAACACUGAGGAGAGUGGGAAGAAAAGAGGUUAGAGAGGAGAGGACAGUGGUGCAUUGUAGACCAUGAAAACAGGAAUUUAGAAAUGGGAUUAUAUCUUAGUGAAAUGGAAUGGUUUUGGAGCAGGGGACUGAAUGCCCUGAAGAAUAUGUUUAGAUGGUCACUCUGGUGGAGAGUGGGUUGUAGGGGGAUACCAGUGAAGGCUAGGAGAAGUGGUUGGAUUUGGGAUAUAUUUUGGAGUUUUGCUGGAUUUACUGGAUGGGGGAGGUUUGGGGAGGAUGAUGAGAAAAAGAGAGAAAGAUAAUGGUAGCCUGGGGGAAGAGCAUGUUUUAGGGGAGGAAAUCAGAUGGUUUGUCUAGGACUUGUUAAAUUUGAGAUGCCUACUGGAUAUCCAAGGAGGCAGUUGGAUAUUCAUGUCUAGUGUUGAGGAGAAGAGAUUAGGCCUGGAAGUGCAGACCUAAGAGGCAUCAGCAUUAACACCAUACUGAAGGAGUUUGCACAGGGAAAGAAGAGAAGAUGGUCCGGAACCGAGCUGUGAAGCAUUGCAACAUUUAGAGGUGAAGCAAAAAAUUUAUUGCCAUAUCUUGGACCCAACAAAAUGAGAGAUUGUUUCUGCACCAUAAAUUUGGAUCAGGAAGAAGUUUAUCGUACCCAGGUUGUUGAAAAGUCUUUAAGCCCAUUUUUCAGUGAAGAAUUUUACUUUGAGAUUCCAAGAACUUUCCAGUAUUUGUCUUUCUAUGUUUAUGAUAAGAAUGUUUUACAAAGAGAUCUUCGUAUAGGAAAAGUAGCCAUCAAAAAAGAAGAUUUGUGUAACCACAGUGGCAAAGAAACCUGGUUUUCACUACAGCCUGUUGAUUCCAAUUCGGAGGUUCAGGGUAAAGUUCACCUUGAAUUAAAACUGAAUGAGCUGAUAACAGAGAAUGGAACUGUGUGCCAGCAGCUUGUUGUACACAUCAUGGCAUGCCAUGGGUUGCCUCUCAUAAAUGGACAAAGCUGUGACCCUUAUGCAACAGUUUCUCUAGUGGGCCCUUCUAGGAAUGACCAAAAGAAGACAAAAGUAAAGAAGAAAACAAGCAAUCCGCAGUUUAAUGAAAUCUUUUAUUUUGAGGUAACCAGAUCCAGUAGUUACACAAGAAAGUCUCAGUUCCAGGUAGAAGAGGAGGACAUUGAAAAGCUAGAAAUUAGAAUUGACUUGUGGAAUAAUGGAAACCUGGUCCAAGAUAUUUUCCUGGGUGAGAUUAAGGUUCCUGUGAAUGUGUUAAGAAAUGAUUCCUCUCAUCAAGCCUGGUACUUGUUACAACCAAGGGACAAUGGAAAUAAGUCAUCUAAAACUGAUGAUCUGGGGUCUCUUCGAUUAAAUAUAUGUUAUACAGAAGACUAUGUGCUUCCAUCAGAGUACUAUGGUCCUUUGAAAACGUUGCUGCUAAAAUCACCAGAUGUUCAGCCGAUAUCUGCCUCAGCUGCUUACAUUUUGGGUGAAAUUUGUCGAGAUAAAAAUGAUGCUGUUUUGCCCCUUGUACGACUGCUGCUGCACCAUGAUAAACUUGUUCCUUUUGCCACUGCAGUGGCUGAAUUAGACUUGAAGGAUACACAAGAUGCAAACACAAUUUUUAGAGGAAAUUCCUUGGCUACCCGAUGUCUGGAUGAGAUGAUGAAAAUAGUGGGAGGGCACUACCUGAAAGUCACAUUAAAACCUAUUCUAGAUGAGAUAUGUGAAUCCUCAAAGUCCUGUGAAAUCGAUCCUAUUAAAUUGAAAGAGGGAGAUAAUGUAGAAAAUAAUAAGGAGAAUCUGCGCUACUAUGUAGACAAGUUAUUCAGUACAAUUGUAAAAUCAAGUAUGAGCUGCCCCACUGUAAUGUGUGAUACCUUUUAUUCUCUAAGGCAAAUGGCUACUCAGAGAUUUCCUAAUGACCCUCAUGUUCAGUAUUCUGCAGUGAGCAGCUUUGUAUUUCUUCGUUUCUUUGCUGUAGCCGUAGUAUCACCUCAUACUUUUCAUUUGCGACCUCAUCAUCCAGAUCCACAGACAGUUAGAACAUUAACCCUCAUCUCAAAAACCAUUCAAACUUUGGGAAGCUGGGGGAGUCUGUCCAAAAGCAAGUCAAGUUUCAAAGAGACAUUCAUGUGUGAAUUUUUCAAAAUGUUUCAAGAAGAAGGAUAUAUUAUAGCAGUUAAAAAGUUCUUGGAUGAAAUUUCAUCUACUGAAACUAAAGAAUCCAGUGGUACGAGUGAGCCUGUGCACCUGAAAGAAGGUGAGAUGUAUAAAAGAGCUCAGGGAAGAACUCGGAUUGGGAAAAAGAAUUUCAAGAAACGGUGGUUCUGCUUAACAAGCAGAGAGCUCACCUACCACAAACAGCCAGGUAGCAAAGAUGCAAUUUACACAAUUCCAGUGAAAAACAUUCUUGCUGUAGAAAAACUGGAAGAGAGCUCUUUCAAUAAGAAAAAUAUGUUCCAAGUAAUACAUAUGGAGAAACCACUCUAUGUCCAGGCAAAUAAUUGUGUAGAAGCUAAUGAAUGGAUAGACGUACUCUGCAGGGUGAGCCGAUGCAAUCAGAACAGGCUCAGCUUUUAUCAUCCCUCUGCGUAUCUCAACGGAAACUGGCUCUGCUGUCUGGAGACUAGUGAAAACGCUCUUGGCUGCAAGCCAUGUACUGCAGGGGUACCUGCAGACAUCCAAAUAGAUAUUGAUGAAGACAGAGAAACAGAAAGAAUUUAUUCCCUUUUUACCCUCAGUUUACUUAAGCUGCAGAAAAUGGAAGAGGCUUGUGGAACUAUAGCAGUCUACCAAGGACCACAGAAAGAGCCUGAUGAUUAUUCUAACUUUGUAAUCGAGGAUUCUGUAACAACCUUCAAGACAAUUCAGCAAAUAAAAAGCAUCAUAGAGAAGCUAGAUGAACCUCAUGAAAAGUAUAGGAAGAAAAGAUCAAGUAGUGCAAAAUAUGGGAGCAAACUUGUUUUGAGGACCUACAGUACGGAGGGACUGUGUGGGAUCCCUUCAUUCCCAACAGCCAUUGUGUGGGAAUGUAUUCCACCCCUCUCUGGGAUUCUAGAACACUGAAGCUGCCGGCAGUGCCCCGAGGAGGUAACUGGUAAAUAAUGGAGACCGUCCCUUUUACUCAAGGAGACCUCAGUGUGUUCUUCCUUGUUUAAAGUGACCCCGCUUCAGGCAUCUGGCUUCUCAAUAAAAUGUGAGUUCAGGCCAGUGGGAAAGGAAAGGCAGUCCUAGUGGAGGGCGCCUGGCCUGAUAAUCCCAAAUUAAAUUGCUCUUCCGUGCCUCAGUUCCCCCCUGCUUCUCUGCCGCAUGGCGGAGCUAAGAAGCCAGGUGCAGCUGCAGACUCUGCGUGUGAGCUCAUUAAGCCAGGCCCUUGCUAGGGUGCUUACCGGUAGGACCAUAAACCUCCUGCCUCAAAAUCCUACUGAUCUCCACGGCUCCUGCACUUCAUGUGAGAAGAAAAGAGGUGCUUUGUAUCCUAUGACAAUAGAGCAAGAACAGCCCUACUGAAAACCUAACCCAGAGUGUCUGACCCAACAGCAUCCCCUGACUCUGUGUUCCUGAGAAAAAGGCUGGAUGCAACCAACGUUUGGAGAGAAUACUUAUUUUUUUUUUAAUUGGAUUGGAAGAAACAAGAACAUAUAUCCACACGCAGACUUGCAAGAAAGGCUCAUUGCAGCUUUACUUGUAAUAGCCCAAAUAUGGUAACAACCCACAUGUCUGUUAACAGGUGAAUGGUUAAAAAAAAAACAUGGUUUAUCCAAACAAUGGAGCACUCACUGCUCAGCCAGAUAAAGAGAUGAGCUACUAGCACACAGAACAGUAGGACUGACUCUCAAAGUAACUGUUCUGCUUGAAAUAAGCAGGGCAGAAAGAAUAUGAGCUGUGUGAUUCAUUUGUAUAGAACUAUAGGAAGAGCAGGGGCGCCUGGGUGGCUCAGUCGGUUAAGCAUCUGCCUUCAGCUCAGGUCAUGAUCUUGGGAUCCUGGGGUUGAGCCCCAUAUCAGGCUCCCUGCUCACUGGGGAGCCUGUUUCUCCCUCUUCCCACUGUUUAUGCUGUCUCACUCUCUUUCUCUCAAAUCAAUAAACUCCUAAAACAAAAAAGCAAACUCAUCUAUAGAGGGCUGGUCAUGCGUGUAGGGAGGCCCACGGGAAGGAGCACAAGGACACGAGAGAAUGGGGGUGCGGCGAUGGUUUCAUGAGUGGUUUUUCACCAGUUAAAAUUCAUCGAGUGGUACACGUACAGAUGUACAGUUUGUUGUAUGACAACAAUGCAUCAAUAAAGUUCCAAAAGAAUGGGCUGGCAAUUCUAUUUCUUGGAGAAACUGGUCUCAUUUCUGCUCGAGUCCCUACUCUUCCCGGCUGGGUUAGAAACAUGUGGAUUUUUGUGGUGAGCUGUUGACCCCAACAGAGAGAUGAAAAGUAUUCCAGGGCAACUGGUGUGUGCGUUUGUGAGUAUAAAGUGACAGGGAAAGAAGAAAUGGAUCUUCUUUACAGCAACGGUGAUAUUGGUCAUAAUCAACAAUGUGAGCAUCGGUUAUGAUGAGGCUGAGUGUUUCACAAACAUUACCUGAUUUAGCGCUCACACAGCCUUGUGAGAAGGUACUGUUGAGUCCACUUCACAGAGCAGGACAUGAGAUCUAAGGGAGGCUGGGUAAGUCCCUAAGGUGCGGCAGGAGGUUCAGGGUUUGAAUGGGUCUGUAAGACUGUCCCUGCCUGGUGCGAUCAGAAGUGAAUUUUAUUUCAUAAUUUUUAAGUACUUCUCAAACUUGCUAUAGUAAACAUGUACUACGAUUAACCAGCAGUAUUUGAAAGCCUUUAAAAUUAUUAUAGCCACUUUGUAACAAUACUUUUAAAAUUCUUCUCCAGUAAGAAUAAUUCUGUUUAUUAAGCCUGUCAAGUGUCACCUGAUUAAUUUCUUAUUUAUUUUUAAAGAUUUUAUUUAUUCAUUUAACGAAGGACCUUAAACUUGAGCAUGCCUCAGGAUCACUUAGACAGCUUGUUAAAACAGGUCGUGGGGGCCAGCCCCAGAGUUUCUGAUUCUAUUUAUUCAUUUAACCCCUAUUCUGGCAGGCAGUGCUGGAGGAAACAGAAACAGAAAUUGCGGAGUUACUGGAGGCCAAGGUUAAUGAACUAACAACCAUUCCGACUGAGUCUGCACCUGAACCUCUAUUGGAAACACUAGAAACGGGAGGGGCUUAAAGCUCCAGCUUUGGGAGCACUGGGGUGGCUCAGUUGGUUAAGCAACGGCCUUCGGCUCAGGUCAUGAUCCUGGAGUCCCACAUCAGGCUCCCUGCUCAACAGGGAGUCUGCUUCUCCCUCUGACCCUCCCUCUUCUCAUGCUCACUCUCUCUCUUUCUCUCUCAUUCUUUCUCUCAAAUAAAUAAAUAAAAUCUAAAAAAAAAAAAAAAAAAAAAGCUCUCCAGCUUUGGAGUGUUCUGCUAAAGGCUGCUCACCACAGAUUUCUAGGAGCUCUCUUGCAGUAAAAGAAAAAAAUAUGUUGGGUUUAUGAAUUUAAGAGCAGAUGCAAAAGCCCCUAGAGACUCAGGAGGGAGCUGUAAGAGGCUUCUAACAGG
Mustela lutreola (European mink) is the source of this 6863-nucleotide messenger RNA. RefSeq names its product RAS p21 protein activator 2 (gene RASA2). The transcript is spliced from 25 exons. The record is from RefSeq and is a predicted model, not a curated record. Lineage: Eukaryota; Metazoa; Chordata; Mammalia; Carnivora; Mustelidae. The coding region runs from base 1898 to 4354 and encodes 818 amino acids. Gene Ontology annotation, biological process: intracellular signal transduction; negative regulation of Ras protein signal transduction; regulation of GTPase activity. Gene Ontology annotation, molecular function: GTPase activator activity; phospholipid binding.